This is a messenger RNA of Schizosaccharomyces cryophilus OY26, 2413 nucleotides long. RefSeq names its product tryptophan synthase. Bases 63 to 2156 code for a protein of 697 amino acids. Gene Ontology annotation, biological process: L-tryptophan biosynthetic process. NCBI's taxonomy places the organism in Eukaryota, Fungi, Ascomycota, Schizosaccharomycetes, Schizosaccharomycetales, Schizosaccharomycetaceae. The record is from RefSeq and is a predicted model, not a curated record. Gene Ontology annotation, molecular function: tryptophan synthase activity. The transcript has a single exon. Gene Ontology annotation, cellular component: cytoplasm.
CCGAUCCUAAGUUUAUAACCAUCUCUUUGCCAACACCAUUAAGUACAGUAUAGACAAGCACAAUGGCAGAACAAUUGAGGAAUACCUUUUUACAAGCUAGAAAGGAGAAUAGAAAUGUUUUGGUAACAUUUAUUACUUGUGGAUUCCCAAGUGUUGAUGAAACAAUUGAUAUUAUGAAGGGUCUUCAAGCUGGAGGCGCUGGAGUCAUUGAGCUGGGUGUUCCUUUUUCUGACGCAGUCGCAGAUGGACCCACCAUUUGCAAGGGUAAUGAGGUGGCUCUUAAAAAUAAAGUUAGUUUAAUGACCGUCUUUGAUACCGUCAAGCGUGCUCGUGAAGCUGGUGUUACCAUUCCUAUCAUUUUAAUGGGUUAUUACAACCCUAUCUAUAAUUAUGGUGAUACUAAAACCAUUCAAAAGACUAAAGAGGUUGGCGCUAAUGGCUUUAUUAUUGUUGACUUACCUCCUGAGGAAGCUGUUGGUUUUAGAGCUGAGUGCGCUAAAGAAGGACUUAGCUUUGUCCCCCUUGUAGCUCCCUCUACCACUGAUAAGCGUAUGAAGGUUUUGGCUUCUAUUGCAGAUUCUUUCAUAUACGUCGUCUCCCGUAUGGGUAGCACUGGCUCUUCUUCUACUGGUAGUAUCAAUAGUGCUUUGCCCGAUUUGUGCGAUCGCAUUCGCAAAUAUGCUGGAGAUACACCGUUGGCUGUUGGAUUUGGUGUAAACACCAACGAACAUUUCCGAUAUGUGGGUAGCGUUGCUGAUGGAGUUGUCGUCGGUAGUAAAAUUAUUGAUUUGAUUUUUAAGGCUGAAUCCGGUCAGGCUGCUAACGAUGCUAAGGAAUACUGUCAAUAUUUGACCCAACAAGAUACCUCUGCUCCUCCUGCUAAACGCUUUGCAUCUGAUGCUGCCGUUAAUACUGCUCCUCCUGCCGCAAUCCUUGAACCUGCUAACGAAAUGUACCUUCCUCAAACUUUCGGUUCUUUCGGAGGUAUGUUCGUUCCAGAAGCUUUGACUCAAUGUUUGAUUGAACUUGAAAGCGCCUUUUACAAAGCCAUAAAUGAAGAGAAGUUUUGGGAAGAGUUCCGCUCUUACUAUGAGUAUAUGGGUCGUCCCAGUUCUCUUGAUUAUGCCAAGCGUCUUACAGAAUACUGCGGUGGUGCUCACAUUUGGUUGAAGCGUGAAGAUUUGAAUCAUGGUGGUUCUCACAAGAUUAACAACUCUAUUGGUCAAAUUUUGAUUGCCAAACGUCUUGGUAAGAACCGUGUUAUUGCUGAAACAGGUGCUGGACAACACGGUGUUGCUACUGCUAUCGCUGCUGCUAAGCUUGGCAUGAAGUGCACAAUUUAUAUGGGAGCUGAAGACUGCCGUCGUCAAUCUCUAAAUGUUUUCCGUAUCCGUAUAUUGGGUGCGGAGGUUAUUCCUGUCACUUCCGGUACUCAAACUCUUCGUGACGCUGUAAACGAAGCUCUUAGAGCUUGGGUUGAACAAAUUGAUACUACUCAUUAUUUGAUUGGAUCUGCUAUCGGACCUCAUCCUUUCCCUACUAUUGUUAAGACAUUCCAAACUGUAAUUGGCAAGGAAACCAAAGCACAACUAAAGGAAAAGCGUAACAAGCUUCCUGACGCCGUCGUGGCUUGCGUUGGAGGCGGAUCCAACUCCAUUGGUAUGUUUUCUCCUUUUAAGGAAGACAAAUCGGUGCAGCUUUUGGGGUGUGAAGCUGGUGGCUCUGGUGUUGAAACAGACAAGCAUAGUGCUACAUUAUCUAUGGGUAAAAUUGGUGUAUUCCAUGGUGUUCGUACCUAUGUCUUACAGCGCGAAGAUGGACAAAUCCAAGAUACCCAUUCUAUCUCCGCUGGUCUGGACUAUCCUGGCGUUGGUCCCGAGUUAUCUGAAUUGAAAGAAACCAAACGUGGCGAUUUCAUCGCAGUUACAGAUGCUCAAUGCCUCGAAGGUUUCCGUGCUCUAUGCCAUUGCGAAGGUAUUAUUCCCGCCUUGGAAUCUUCUCAUGCUAUUUAUGGUGGUAUGGAAUUGGCAAAGAGUCUUCCUAAAGACAAGGAUAUCGUGAUCUGUGUUUCUGGUCGUGGUGAUAAAGACGUUGAAAGCGUUGCUGAGCAAUUGCCUACUUUGGGACCUCAAAUUGGAUGGGACCUUCGCUUCUAAGUUUGUGAGUCUUUUUCGAUCAUUUGAAGGGAUGUUGUUAUCUUUAUUUAAAGGCAUCAAUACAUAUAUGAAAUAAACCGAUGCUUUUUGACUAAUGAAAAACUCUCAUACUAAAUGUUAAACGUUAAUACUGAUACAGCAGACAAUUUUCUGUAGAAAAAUUUCCUGGUAGAUGAUAGAGUUUUUGGCAAAAUAUUUCUUGAUAUAUAAAAUAAAACUUUGGUUGUGGAUAUCAUCUAUUCUCUAUAAAGCAAGUU